UAAAGUCAAUCAAUCAAAACUAAAGAGCUAUUCAUCCAAAAAAAAAUGAAGGCAUUUUGACAAAACAACAAAUGGUUAAAAAGAAAACAAAUAAGAGGAAUUCACAAGAAUAAGCAUUGAAUAGAGCCUUGAAAAUGUUAAUGAGAGAGAGAGAGAGAGAGAGAGAGAGAGAGAGAGAGAGAGAGAGAGAUUGUGAGGUAAGCAAGUAAACACGACAGAGUCAAUAAAAACCAAUACGAUAGUCUAUGCUACUACUAUAGGAUGAUAUUGUAAGGUACCAGAACAAGAAGGGGACAAAUAUCAUAUUUAAGGAAGGCCCAACACACUUGGAUUGAUCAGAUUGUGGACCUUUCCCACUUGCUGCAAACAAACACAAUAGUCAUCAUGAGUUGUGCCAAUCAUGAUCAUGAAUGCCUAGGUUGGGCAGCUACAGAUCCAUCUGGUAUUGUUUCUCCUUACAAAUUCAAUCGCAGGGCUGUUGGGAGUGACGAUGUCUCCAUAACCAUUACUCACUGUGGAAUUUGUUAUGCGGAUGUAGUCUGGACCAGAAACAAACAUGGAGAUUCCAAAUAUCCUGUGGUGCCCGGACAUGAGAUUGUUGGGGUUGUGCAAUCUGUUGGGUCUGGUGUUAGUCGUUUCAAAGUAGGAGACCAUGUUGGUGUUGGAACAUACGUUAACUCUUGUAGAGAUUGCCACUACUGUAAUCAAGGCCUAGAAAAUCAUUGCCAAAAGGGAUCUGUUUACACUUUCAAUCAUGUUGAUGCUGAUGGCACCAUCACCAAAGGAGGCUAUUCUUCUUUCAUUGUUGUCCAUCAAAGAUACUGUUUCAAGAUACCUGAUAGUUAUCCACUAGCCUCAGCAGCACCUCUUCUUUGUGCUGGAAUAACUGUUUAUGCUCCCAUGGUUCGCCAUAAGAUGAACCAACAACCCGGGAAAUCAUUCGGUGUCAUUGGGCUUGGUGGUCUUGGACACAUGGCUGUCAAGUUUGGAAAGGCUUUUGGCUUGAAUGUAACAGUUUUCAGCACAAGCAUUUCCAAGAAAGAGGAAGCUCUGACUCUUCUUGGGGCAGACAAAUUUGUUUUAUCAUCUGACCAAGAACAGAUGAAGGGUCUGGCCAAUUCGUUUGACUUCAUUAUCGACACAGCAUCUGGAGAUCAUCCAUUUGAUCCAUACAUGGCACUGUUGAAAACAUAUGGUGUCUUUGUCUUGGUGGGGUUCCCAAGUGAAGUCAAACUAAGUCCUGUCAAUCUUAAUUUGGGUGAUAAAACCCUUUGUGGGAGCACAGUAGGUGGCACAAGAGAGAUACAAGAAAUGUUGGAGUUUUGUGCUGCUAAAGGAAUACAACCCAAUAUAGAAGUGAUUCCAAUUCAGUAUGCAAAUGAAGCUCUCGAGAGGCUAAUAAAAAGAGAUGUCAAAUAUCGGUUUGUGAUUGAUAUUAAAAACUCUCUCAAAUGAGAACCAAUUCAUAAACACUGUCAAGUGUCUUAAGUGUUUUGGUUUAGAUGAAUUUAAGUAUGCCAUAUUUUGUGUAAGUUGAGUUGGACUGAAUUAGGGGGUGUUGUGUUGGUGAUCUCAAAGACAACAUAAACAUAUAGAAAGUAUACUAUCUAUCUAUCUUUCUUCCUUAUA
This is a messenger RNA of Cannabis sativa, 1629 nucleotides long. RefSeq names its product probable cinnamyl alcohol dehydrogenase 1. The record is from RefSeq and is a predicted model, not a curated record. The coding region runs from base 385 to 1455 and encodes 356 amino acids. NCBI's taxonomy places the organism in Eukaryota, Viridiplantae, Streptophyta, Magnoliopsida, Rosales, Cannabaceae. Gene Ontology annotation, molecular function: zinc ion binding; oxidoreductase activity, acting on the CH-OH group of donors, NAD or NADP as acceptor. The transcript is spliced from 6 exons.